This is a messenger RNA of Gryllus bimaculatus (two-spotted cricket), 3250 nucleotides long. The record is from the annotation of a GenBank genome assembly. Lineage: Eukaryota; Metazoa; Arthropoda; Insecta; Orthoptera; Gryllidae.
UGUGCCCACCCGCCCGCGGACAACGCACCGCGCUCUGCGCUCUCUGCUGUCUGCGCGCGCUCCGUUGCGCACCGUGAUGAGUUCGCGUGUGCGCCUGCGUUAAUGUAGCCACGCGUUGCGAAGGCUGCGUUAAUUGUCAUUACUACUCUAUAAAUGACAUUGCCUGCUGGUAUACGAUACGAGCGUGAAAUACUGUUAUUACAAAUAUAAGACUUAAGUAAACGAAGUCACAUAUUUAAAAUGCCUCUUCUGUAAAAUCUAUGUUGCAUGUUCCUUUUUUCAAUUACAAUCGUUUGAAUGUUGAGAGGGAAAUAAAUGGUAUACCUGGUAGUGAAAUCUGUAGUUCGAUGGCUACACUAGAUAGUGAGAGUCAUCGCGGAGGUUUCAGUUAUCCCUUUUGCCAAGAGAGUGUGUGGAAGUUGCCUUGUGGCAUCCAUUCAAAUUCACGUGUUGGAAGGCAGGGAGGAGGGUACAGACUGGGUGCAGGCCAGAGCAGGCGGUGGGCAAAACUAAGGUUAAGGUGCAUAUUCCAGUUAUUCUUAAUUUCUAGUUAUAUUUUUAGGUAUUUAACAUGACAGUAUUUACUUUAUUGCGGAAAAAUAUUCCGCGUUACCUUCUUCCUCAUCUCCGCUCGAAAACUUUGGAGGCUCGAAUUUUAUGUAUGUCAUCAUACGCAAAGUAUGCAGAACAUAAAAAUUUAGAACAUAUACGGAAUAUAGGAAUAUCUGCUCAUAUUGAUUCUGGGAAGACUACAUUAACUGAAAGAAUAUUGUAUUACACGGGACGAAUUGAAGAAAUGCAUGAAGUGAAAGGAAAAGACAAUGUGGGAGCUACAAUGGAUUCUAUGGAGCUAGAACGCCAGCGAGGCAUCACAAUUCAGUCUGCAGCAACAUACACUCUUUGGAAAGAUCAUAAUAUUAAUAUUAUUGACACACCAGGCCAUGUGGAUUUUACUGUGGAAGUCGAAAGAGCUCUGCGAGUAUUAGAUGGUGCUAUAUUGGUGCUGUGUGCUGUUGGUGGGGUACAAAGUCAAACUCUUACAGUCAACAGACAGAUGAAAAGAUACAAUGUACCUUUUCUAGCAUUCAUAAAUAAACUUGACAGAAUGGGUGCUAAUCCAGAACGUGUGCUUUUUCAGUUGAGAUCAAAAUUACAUCAUAAUUUUGCUUUCAUACAACUCCCAAUUGGUCUUGAGAAUGAUUCAAAAGGUGUGGUCGAUCUCAUCCACAGAAAAGCACUAUACUUUGAAGGUGACAAUGGAAAUAUUGUGAGAGAAGAUGAGAUACCAUCAGAUAUGAGGUCAUUAUGUGAAGAUAAACGUCAAGAAUUGAUAGAGCAUGUUAGUAAUGUUGAUGAUAUUUUGGGAGAAAUGUUUUUAGAGGAAAAAACUCCAUCCGAAGAGGACAUUAAAAAUGCGAUUCGCAGGUCAUGUUUAAAGCGUGCUUUCACACCAGUUUUAGUAGGAACUGCUUUGAAAAACAAAGGAGUUCAGCCAUUACUUGAUGCUGUACUUAGAUAUCUGCCACAUCCAGGAGAAGUCAAGAAUUAUGCUUUACGAGAAACCUCAGGGGAGGAACCUGAGAAAAUUUUGUUGGAUCCUGCUAGAAGUGAUGCAAACCCCUUUGUUGGUUUAGCUUUUAAAUUGGAAGCUGGUAGAUUUGGACAGCUGACAUAUCUAAGAUCAUAUCAAGGAAUGCUUAAAAAGGGCGAUCAUAUUUUCAACGUUAGAACAAGAAAGAAGAUUAGGCUGUCUCGUUUGGUACGUCUUCAUGCUAAUGAAUUGGAAGAUGUUAAUGAAGUGUAUGCUGGUGACAUUUUUGCUUUGUUUGGUGUGGAUUGUGCUAGCGGAGACACAUUCGUCACUGAUCCUAAAUUGCAGUUAUCCAUGGAGUCAAUCUUUGUUCCUGAUCCUGUAGUAUCAAUGUCAAUUAAACCAAAUAAUUCCAAAGACAGAGACAACUUUAGCAAAGCUGUUGCUAGAUUCACAAAAGAAGAUCCUACUUUCCGCUUUAACUAUGAUCCUGACAACAAAGAAACGCUUGUAUCUGGCAUGGGUGAGCUUCAUUUAGAAAUUUAUGCCCAGCGAAUGGAGAGAGAAUACAACUGCCCUGUCACAAUGGGCAAGCCAAAAGUAUCCUUCAGGGAAACUCUUACUGGACCUUGUGAAUUUGACUAUCUUCACAAGAAACAGUCUGGAGGAGCUGGUCAAUUUGCUCGAGUGGUUGGAAUAAUGGAGCCACUGCCUCCUCAUAAAAACACCUUGAUUGAAUUUGCUGAUGAAACCUCUGGACCUAAUGUACCAAAGCAGUUUAUUCCUGGAGUAGAGAAAGGCUUUCUUCAAAUGUGUGAAAAAGGUUUAUUAUCUGGUCACAAGUUAUCUGGAGUCAAGUUUCGCUUGCAAGAUGGUGCUCAUCACAUUGUGGAUUCCAGUGAACUGGCAUUCAUGUUGGCUGCACAUGGAGCUGUGAAAGAAGUAUUUGAGAGAGGAUCUUGGCAAAUCCUGGAGCCAGUUAUGUUUGUGGAAGUCACUGGCCCAGAUGAGUUUCAAGGUAUAGUGAUGGGCCAGUUGACUAAGAGGCAUGGAUUGAUCACAGGACAAGAUGCCAAUGAUGGCUGGUUCACCGUUUAUGCUGAGGUGCCUUUGAAUGAAAUGUUUGGGUAUGCUGGAGAGCUGCGCUCUUCUACGCAGGGUAAAGGAGAAUUUUCAAUGGAGUACAGUCGUUACUCUCCUACCAUUCCAAAAGUUCAAGAGGAACUUAUUCUAAGGUAUCAAGAAAAUCAAGGAAUAGUUCCUCAACAAAAAAAGAAGAAAAACUAGGCAUUGUUAAUUAAUUUUAUAUGAUAUUGUAUCAUGUUUUAUUGUAAGAAUUCAGCAUGAUUUGUGAUCAUGACUUAUUUUGUGCAUUAUUUAAGUGAAUUUUAUGUGCUAGAUAUGAAUGAAUAAUGAAUGCUCUGAAUGAUGUAAAUAACCCAAAAGUGGUACUAUACUUAGAAUAAAUAGAUUUUCAUAUUUGUUUUCUUUCUGUUUAAAUUGAAGUAUUUUAUUUUUAUUCAUUUACCAUCAAAGUGGAGUUAAAAAGCUUUAUGUAACAAAUGGUAGAAAUGAACAAUCUGUACCUGUUUUCUUGGACUCUAGUAUCCCUACCACUGCUCUUUUAAUAUACUCUAUUAAAGUAUUGAUAAAAACAUCAAUAAACAUUUUCGAAUACAAAUUUAUGACAAUAUACUAUUUACUCGUGUGCAAUAGAAA